Nilaparvata lugens (brown planthopper) is the source of this 4252-nucleotide messenger RNA. RefSeq lists its product as uncharacterized. The record is from RefSeq and is a predicted model, not a curated record. The coding region runs from base 36 to 1715 and encodes 559 amino acids. The transcript is spliced from 3 exons. Lineage: Eukaryota; Metazoa; Arthropoda; Insecta; Hemiptera; Delphacidae.
UUACAGUGACAACGUGUGUAGCCUAAGAGUGAGAUAUGUUCAAGUUACUAGUUCAGAGCAUCUUUCUUCUUCUGCUCCUUGGAAGCCAACGAUCUUCAGGCAUUCCUGCAGCGAACUCAGUGAAAACAUUACCAGAAGGAUUGGAUGAGCAUGAAAUGAAAAAUGGCAUUGGAGUUAAAGGCUCUAGACAACACUUGGACUGCCAGGCUGAAUCAGUCUUCAUUCAAGAACAAAUUCCACUGAUCACGAAAACGCUGGCUGAUGGCAAACUCGUUGCACUGAAGCAGAACGACCUGUCAGCAGCUGAUGAAACCAUACUGGUGCUGGGUAAGGCUGGCGCUGGCAAAACCAGUUUGAUCCAGUUUCUGUCCGAAAAUCCCAAACUGCAGUCGAAAAAGAUGAUAUGGAAAACAUCCGAGUACAUAAUUGAAGAUGGAGAGAAAAUUGGAACAUCUGAGACUGAGUCUUUCACUCUCUAUCCUGAACUUGUCAGCUAUAAUGCAACCAUCAACUUCUGUGACUCACCGGGAUUCCACGACUCUCGCAGCUCUGUACAUGAGAUUGUCUCCAUGGAUGUCAUGAGGUCUGUAACCAGCAAGUUCAAAAAUGUGAAGAUUCUACUAAUUGAGGAAUAUGGAUCUCUACAGUAUAGCAAAUCCAAAGUAAAUUUCAUGGACACUCUUAGACACCUUACUGAUUUCUUAGUCGAUAUUGAUAGGUAUAAAGAUCACAUUGUGCUUAUUGCAUCUAAAUUACCUUUUAGAUUUAGAAUGCCAGAUGAAGGAGAUGAUGGUUCAGUACCUGAAUUGAUAACAGAGGAAAUGCAUAUUGAAAGAAUCAUGGAUUACUUGAAUCAUACAGAGAUAUCUAUAGUAAGAAAGCUUAAUCAGAAAAUUGGAAAAAGUGAGCGAGAUUUCUAUCAGAAAGUGAUAAAGCUACUACAAAGUCUUCAAACCAGAGACAAAAAUGGCAAAGCAGCUAGAAUAAGUGUCUUCCGUCGCCCACACAAGUCAGGGUCACUCAUGAGUAUGCCAUUGCUCAAUCAGAACAAGGAAUCACUCACAAAAACCAUCAUCAACUUGAAUGCUGUUCAGGUGCAGAAGAAUGACUUCCACUUCACUAUGUCCAAUGAAGCAAAAGUGUAUCUAGAAUGCCUCUUGAAACUCACAAUUGACGACAUCAUACAUGAAAUCAUAAGGCUGUUUCUUGAACUGAAUGAAUUUGUGGUUCAAAAAAUUCAGAACUACACAAGUUUUCAUCAAGUGUUGACAGAUUUUGAAUCAUUUAAUAAUGCUUUGAAGCAGUUAUCAGAUAACCUUGAUGAGGCAAGAAACUAUGAUGUGUUUUUGGAGAAGGUUAAUAAUUUCAUUUCUGAACAGAGAAUAACAGCACAUAUGAACUCUAAUGAACUAGUGAAUGUGCUUGCGAAAUAUGAGGAAUUAAUUCUGAAUUUCGUUGACGAAAUGCCAAUGUCGAUUUCACCAUCAAGAGCAUGGUCAAUUGCCAUGAGACAAUUGAAGGAAUCUGUGCAAGAUGAGCUGCAAUGGUACAGGACUCUUAAUAACUUCAUCAGUGGACUAUCAAGCUAUAAGAUACAAAGGAACAAGACAGAGAUUCACUCGAGACUUUUCCACGAAGGUUCUAUAUUGACAGAUGAGUUGAUGGAUCUAUUUGUGGACGUCACUGGAGCAACAAAUUUGAACCAAUUUCAUUGACGCACGAGGAAACAUCAGAAAAACGCUGGAGCUUGAAAGUGUGACGAAUACAUUACUAAAACCAAGUAAUAUUACUUGUGAUGAAGAUGGGAGACUCAUAGUUGAAGGAUUUCAAAUUUGUCUUACAGAAAUAAAUUCAAAACAUUUGAUUGAAUCCCACUGUAACAACAUCACUGUGAAAGAAGUUGCUCUCCCUAGCUGUUGAUGCAGUUUACAUGGAUGAGGACACCGUGGAUAUCUUCAGAGGAGUGGAUAUGUUUGUGGUGUCACCUAAAUGGGAAGUUAUUGGACAAAGGAGGAUAGUGCUGAGUGGUCAGAACGGAGGAGCUCACCAUUAUGGUGACGUCGAUAAUGGCACAGAUGGGAGACCAGGUCUGCCAGGGUGUAAUUGCACAGAUGGGAGACCAGGUCUGCCAGGGGGUAAUGGGACAGAUGGGAGACCAGGUCUGCCAGGGGGUAAUGGCACAGAUGGGAGACCAGGUCUGCCAGGGGGUAAUGGAGGCAACUUUUUUGGAAUUGGUUUGCAGUUUGUGAAUGGCAAAAAUCUGCUGAUUGAGUCGAAUGGUGGGAGAGGGGGGCAGGGAACAGAUGGAGCAAGAGGAAUGAGAGGUCCGGCCGGAAGAGAUGCAGCUGAAAAAUUGAAAUCGGGACUCUACAGUCAAAGUUAUAAGUUUGAUAGAGGAGUAGAAACAUCAAAUAUGAAUAAAUGCCUGGCUCCAAAUGCUGUUGAAAGGGUUUUCAGAUUAUAUCCUCAAUCUAAAAAGCAACCCAAUAAGUGUGAGAAUGUUGAUGCAGGAGUCAGAGUGAUCAUAGAAGAAGGUGACUGUGGUGGUGAAGGAGGAGCUGGAGGUUUUGGCGGAGAAGCAGGAAUCGGAGGCUACCCGGGAGACCAAAAGUUGAUUCAGUUGGGAGACUCAUCUGAAAUUCAAAUGCAAAAUCAAAAUGGAAGGUCUGGUACUCGCGGCAAGAAGGGAAAAACUGGAGAGCGUGGGAUGGAUGGCAUUGGGAUGAUUUGUGUUCAAGUAACAUGGGUCGGUCAUAGUAGAUCGUACAUGAAGUGUGAAUCAACAAACACCACAUCACCAGCAUGCAACUCUUGUGAUAAUCCGGUUGAGUCCCAGUACACAACAACAGGUAUGGAGAAACCAGCGCCCAAGAGAUCUCCUGAUUUCUCCAACUAUUUACUCCACUACAUAGUUCUGUUAGAAUCGCAUUCAAAUCACACAAUUUUCAACCAAAUUAUAACGAGUUUUAGAGAAGCCAUUCAAAGGAAAUACUCGUAUCCUUUGAACCACUUAGGAUUAUUGUUUUUUGAGGAGACAACACAGCAGGAAACCUUUGAACAAUCCGAUCGUUUUGAUUGAGUUGAAUACAUCGAUAAUUUCAAUGUGAUAAGUCGCUACAUAACUCAUUAAGAAAUUAUUCUACAUAUUAAACAGUGGGAGGCAUACAGAAGAGUACAGAAGGUGAGGUAUCUAGGGAUAACAUUGGAUUCUCAUUUACGGUGGAAACACCGUAACAAUGAUAAAUGCCAGAAGCUGAAACAUAUAAUACAUAAAUUUUAUAACAAAAAUAUAAUAAGAUUGAUAUAUUUUGCUUAUGCAUAGUCUGUACUCCAAUAUGGAAUCUUGAUUCGGGGUGGGGCUCUCAACUGCCAUUCCAAUAAAAUGUUUGUUGUCCAAAAACAUAUUCCUAGAGCUGCCUUGGGUAAGCCUUGGCUGCAUCCCAGUGCCGAGCUUUUCCAAGAAAUGUGCGUUCUCACUCUAAAACAGCUUUAUGUUGAGAGCUUAAUUCUAUUUAUAAAUAGGAAUUCAGAAUCAUUUAUCACCCACCCAAACCCAUUCGAAGCGCAAGAGUAGAAUGUCCCCGAACUGACCUAUCCAUUUGCAGAAAGCAAUAUGUGUAUAAUUGUGAAAGAAUUUUCAACAGUAUUCUACAAAAUUUCAUCACAUCCAAUUCGGUUGGGAAUGUUAAAAAACGCAUAGAAAAUUGGAUUCCUAACGUUUCAAAUUCUGCAUGUCUCUUAUCAACUGAACUCUACACCUUGGCUUUUCCUAUUUCCAUUAGCUACAUUUUCAUGUUUUAUAGAUUAAGUCUUCUUCCUCAGCUUAUCUCCAUAAUUGUCUCCAUUCUUACUACAGCAUUAUUAUAAUGGAUAUUCAAGUUUUUACAUUGUUAUACUGUGAAAACUUUUGAUUAUCUUUGAUCAAAGAAUCUUUGAUAUUUCAUAUCAAUUUAUAAAAAAAAUCAGCACUCGGCCUCUGCGCUCAGGUUUUCUUAAUCUUGCAGGGAUCCUCUUAUUUAUUAUAUAUCUUACUUAUACUACCUACUGUAUAUAUAACUAUUAUGUGAUGUACUUCAUACUUUAAGUUCCUAACUUUGUAACCAUCAUUAAGGAUAAAUAAAUUGUAUGACUGUAAAGUAAAUAAGUAAAUUGUAAAUAAUGUAUGUCUAACUAUUAUGUUAUGUACUUUAUACUUUAAGUUUCUAACUUUGUAACCAUCAUUAAAUAAAUAAAUAAAUUUGAUUUGAUUUGA